Parathielavia appendiculata is the source of this 2420-nucleotide messenger RNA. Its product is annotated as MFS general substrate transporter. The transcript has 2 exons. Gene Ontology annotation, cellular component: plasma membrane. Gene Ontology annotation, molecular function: transmembrane transporter activity. The coding region runs from base 295 to 2199 and encodes 634 amino acids. Gene Ontology annotation, biological process: transmembrane transport. NCBI's taxonomy places the organism in Eukaryota, Fungi, Ascomycota, Sordariomycetes, Sordariales, Chaetomiaceae. The record is from RefSeq and is a predicted model, not a curated record.
UGCUGAGUUGCUGCGCUCCACACCAAGAUGCACAUCUUUUCACGGAUAUAACAAUCCCGACGAAAUCCCCAUGAAGAGACCCAGUUGUCCCUCCCAUCCUAAAAGCUCUGGCAUCCUCGCUGUCAGCCGUGCGCCUUCUCUCAAACCCACCCUUUGAUGUGUUUGAGCUUGACAGGAAGCUGCUCUGGCCAACUCUUUCAUGUUUGGCAGUCAUACUUAAGCUGGCUUUCCAGUCAACACCUGUAUACUUAAUAGUAUCAAUGAAGACACCCCCAUCGCGCUGUGUCGUCGAUCAUGCCCUGGACACGACGCACUCACCCUCUACCCGCGGUUCCGGCACGAGUUUCGUCCUUACUCUCUUCUGACGCCAGCGCCCCAGCACCAACCUACACCGGUCCAGACCCCACUACCGAGAUAACUCACCUCUACCUCACCUUCACCACCCCCCUCCCAAAGGCCAACACCACCCUCCGGCACCCCUCCAAACAACAGCAACCACCCAGUCAGCCCUCCCGACCACCAGACUUGACGCCCUAUACCAACCCGCAAACAUGGCCUUCCUCCCGGAAAUAUUUCCUCUUCACCCUCUCCUGCUUCGUCACCUUCCUGACGGCCUACACCGCCGGCUCCUACUCCCCGCCACAACACCUCAUCCAGGCUUCCCUGUCCGACCACCCGUCCGACGAAGCCGUCCUGGCAGGGAUAACAACCUUCUGUCUGGGCUUCGCCUUCGCGCCCAUGGUUCUCGCCCCGCUGUCCGAGAUGAACGGCCGCUACCCCGUGUUUGCCGUCGCCGGGGUCGUGUAUGUCGUCUUUCAGGGUGUGUGCGGGGUUGUGGACAACCUGGCGGGGAUGCUGGUUGCGAGGUUUCUGGUUGGGGUCGGCGCGUCGGUGUUCAGCACCAUGGUCGGCGGGGUCAUUGCCGAUAUGUGGGAUGCGGAAGGACGGAAUACCCCCAUGGCGGUUUUCAGCGGGAGUGUGUUGGUUGGGACGGGCGUCGGGCCGCUUGUCGGGGCGGUCAUGGCGCAGAGGUGGGGGGAUGAAGGGGAGAGGUGGAAGUGGGUGUUUUGGCACCAAGUCAUUAUGGGCGGUGUGACGAUUCUGUUGUUGGUGGUGUUUUUUAGGGAGAGCCGCGGGUCAGUGCUCUUGUCGAGGAAGGCAAGGACGUUGAAUAUGUGGUAUGAGAAGCUGGAGGGUGAGGGGUAUUUUGGAGUGUGGGAUACCGGGCGAUGCGAAGGCGAGGAGGCUAGUCUUCACGCCGUGUCGGUCACGGAUGGUUCGGACGACGAGAAGCGAUUGAGGUCGGGGCAACGCCACACCGUCGCCGGACUCAGACGCAUUCGAUGGCUGGUAAAGGAAGAUGAGGAGUGGGCCGCUUUGGGGAAGAUGAUCGCCAUCUCGGUCUCACGGCCGUUUUACCUGCUCUUCACGGAGCCUGUCGUCUUCCUUUUCUCGCUAUGGGUGGCGUUCGCAUGGGGCAUCCUCUACCUUACCUUUGGCUCCAUUCCACUGGUCUUCCAGCGCGUGUAUGGCUGGUCUCUCGAACAAGCUGGCUACGUUUUCGUGUCACUCAUCAUCGGCGCCCUCCUCGCAACUGCCAUUGGAAUCUGGCAGGAGCAAAUCCUUCACCAUCCUCAAUGGGCAGAUGCUCCCCGCGAGGCUGCUAGCAGCAUCAUCGGUGGCGACUGUUCCGACGACUCAAGCGGCAAAGGCCCUAUUGCGGCUUCCGCUUCCACCUCCUCCCGAUCCGACCGAUAUUGGGGUUUCCUUCGCCUGUAUUUUCCUGCCUCAGCCCCUGAAUCCAGGCUAUACUUCACCUGUAUCAUCAGCACCCUCCUUCCUAUCGGCCUGUUCAUCUUUGGCUUCGCCUUUCGGCCCAACACGCACUGGAUUGGCCCAGCUAUUGGCCUUGUGCUAGCCACGAUGGGCAUUCUAUCCAUUUACCUGGCCGUGUUCAACUACUUUGCCGACACGUACCACAACUAUGCGUCCUCGGCAUUGGCGGCGCAGUCCUUCUGCAGGAAUGUCUUGGGCGGGGCGUUCCCUCUUGUGACUGGGCCGUUGUUCCGGAACCUCGGAGAGGCUAGAGCAGGCGGCCUGCUGGGUGGUAUUGCUGCCGCCCUGACGGUAGUGCCGUGGGUGCUGGUCUUGUUCGGGGCCAGGGUCAGGGCGGGGAGUCCGUUUGCCAAUCAACUUUGAAGAGCGUAGCUCAGGGGAAAGGGCAGGUUCCUGGGACCUUCUUGGAGUGCUACAAUGCAUAUAGCGUCGAUUCAGAAUUACUGGUCUAUCAUCAGCUUAAGGCAUAUAUAUAUAUGUGGACCGGUUCAGAGAGUGGUAUAUUGCGGCCAUCACAGGCCAUUCAGUCAGAAGCCUAAUACUGAUGUCAAUCUAUGUCGUCGUCCGUCGUUCCGUUCUCUCCA